Peronospora matthiolae is the source of this 708-nucleotide messenger RNA. The record is from the annotation of a GenBank genome assembly. Lineage: Eukaryota; Oomycota; Peronosporomycetes; Peronosporales; Peronosporaceae.
AUGGCAAUCCCCAUAGCCACCGCCGCCCUCCCACGCCCCGCGUCUCCCGCGCGCGUGGCUUCUACCAACUUGUUCCGCCGCAUGUCCGCACAGGCCCUGGGGAUGAAGGCCGCGGCGCUGUGCCACCGCUCGCAUUGGGUGCCCAAGUCCUCGCGCACGAGCUGCUCCAACUGCCGCCGGAGCUUCCGUCUCUGGGCCAGCAAGCACCACUGCCGUCUCUGUGGGGAGGUCGUGUGCGGGGCCUGCUCGACGAAGCGCAUCCUGUUCCAGAGCAAGAGCGCGCGCACGUGUGACGACUGUGUGGACGCCAAUGUGCCCCCUCUCUCCGCGUCAGUCGAUGGGGACCAGGCGAGCUCUGCGGCGCUUAGAGAUCGCGAUGCAAAGCAGUCGAGCCGGUUACCGGAGCUCAAGGCGCGUCUAAAUAGUGGCAAACGUCGACUCCGUCGACACCAUUCGUCCUUUGCAGCCUCGUCAACGACGCGGCUUGGCUCGCGUCGUCGGGCGACCACUGUCAGUAGCAGUACCUCAAAACAUGGAGUCGAGACGUGCUGUUGCUCCGCCUCCUCCUCUUCCUCGGUUGAAACGGUGGCGGUGCUGAACUACCACUUCACGUUUCCCCGACAGAAGCAGAUCAUGUCGCUCGCGAUUGCAGCGCUCGUCGUCUUGAUCGGCUGUGCUGUCGAGCGCACGGCGCAAAUCUGGAUGUAA